This is a messenger RNA of Amborella trichopoda, 1958 nucleotides long. RefSeq lists its product as uncharacterized. NCBI's taxonomy places the organism in Eukaryota, Viridiplantae, Streptophyta, Magnoliopsida, Amborellales, Amborellaceae. The record is from RefSeq and is a predicted model, not a curated record.
AUCCCCUUUUUAGAGAGAGGUUUUAGAGGGAGAAAGUGGGAUUUUAGAGAGAGAAAGUGGCUCGAAACUCUGGACCCCGGUCCCCCACCUCUGAAACAAUGGCGGCCGAACCUUCCUCUUUCCCUCUUCUCCUUCUUCUCCCAUUCUUUUUGGUGGACUCGAGGCCCCUCUCAUCAUAAUUAGCUCUGCUUUCCCUAUUUCUCUCUCUAAAACUUGAAAAGAGUUGAAUUUUAUUUAAAAGAAAUGCAAAACAAAUAAGGGGGAGAUUCUCAAUCAUCUCUCUUCCCCCUGUGGUCGACACCCAUCAUUGCCCCAACCAUCCUUCUUCCCCCUCAUGGAAAGCCGAGCGCCCAGUCCCAAACCAGAGACUCAAACCCAUUCAAUCCUUUAUAAAACCAGCUCUCAUACAACACAAAUACUCCCUCUUCUUUUCUCCAUUUCGAGUUCCUGUUAUCCUUCGUGAGAAACCCCUCAAAUCUUCGUUUGAUUUGAAUGAGAAAUAGAGGAAAUCAUAGAACCCAUUUCAGAACCAGAGACAGAGAAAAACAGAUAACCCAUUUCAGAACCAGAGAGAACUGCUCUGUCUUCACAAACGAGCAUUAAAAACACAUAAUCCUUCUCUCCCUCUCCCUCUCCCUCUCCCUCUCUCGUCGGAAUUCUUAGACUGUAUCCCAUCCCAUGGACUCGGUGAGCGGGUUCUACGCGGCGGUCGCCCACGGCCUCGACGACCUCGAAGGCAGCCUCUUGUGCUGCGGGGGCUUCAUGUCUGCCCAGUGGGUGCAGCAAGUGGUGUCUCUCCUGCGGUCCCUGCACUCGCACCUCACCCGCCUCGCCCAGACCCUCCAUCUCCCAGUCGGGGACAAGUGGCUCGAUGAGUACAUGGAUGAAACCUCGAAGCUCUGGGAUGUAUGCCACCUCCUAAAAUCGGGGGCCUCUGCCCUGGAUCACUUCCUCCACCACUCUUCUCUCCAGCUGACCAUGACCUUUACAGAUGGCGGCAGCUCGCGCCAGCUCAUGCGUGCUGUCACGGGCUGCCGUCGUGAAGCCCUCGGGCUUGAGGAGGAGAACAGGCUCCUCUCGGAGGCCAAGGCUCUUAUGUCUCUGGAAGAGAACCAGGGGCGGUGCUGGGCAAACAGCGGCUACGCCGGGGGGUUCCGCGGAGUUCUCUGCGCAAUGCGAAUGGUGAGCUCACUGCUGCUGACGCUGCUUGUGUGGGCGCUGCUGCACAGCAGCGGCAGCAGCAGCCCGCAUGCGGAGGUAACCGGCGGGGACGGCAGCACGGCGUUUGCAGGGGCGUUGCAAAGGCUUCAGCAGCGAGUGGGGGCCGAGAUCGAGGGGCGACACGGGAUACUGCUGCAUGAGUACAGGAGGGUGAAGGGGUUGACAGAGGAGAUGUGGGCACAGUUGGAGGUGAGGGGUGGGCAAAAUGGGAAUUUGGGGGGUGGUGGGUUUGUUGAGAGGGUGGAGAUGUUGAAGGUCUGGUUUGGGAUGUCGAGGACAGGAGUUGAAGGCAUUGUGUGUCAACUCGAUGAUUUGUUUGAUGAGAUUGUUGAAGGCAGGAAGAAGUUGUUAGAGAUUUGCAGCAGGAAUAGGUAAGAGUAGAGAGAGAAAGAUAACACUUUCUCUAUCUCUAUCUCUUCACCCCCCCCCUCUCUCCCCCCUUUCGCAGCAUCAACUGUGGCUUCCUUGAAUCAGAGGCCUCUCUGCCAUAUUUUUGCAGAGGAGAGAGAAAUCACUCUUCCUCUUUUUCUCUCUAACCAGCAGGACACCGGAUUUGGAUUUGGAUCAGAUAGUUGUUGGGUUUUUAGGUAUCAGGAAACAUCUCUGUAAUUUAUUACUUUAUUUUGAAAAAAAGUCGAGUAAAAAGGAAGGAAAGAGGUUAAAAGCUUCAAAGCCUGCCCACAUUUUCCCCUGUAAUCAGACAUACACUGCCAAAAAAAAGAAAAUUGAAAAGCUUC